AUGGAGCGGCUGCAGGAUAUGAGAACGCGGCUACAGGACUGGGAGCAAGCGUUUUAUCGGCUGCACGGGCGGCGGCCAGGCCAGAACGACGUGGAAGCGACGACCGAGGAGAUCCGCGCGCUCUACCGGGAAUACCGCAUCUUGAAACGUGCCCUCCGCCAGGCCGGCAGCGGGUCUCGCAGCCCAGACCAAUCGCUUCCCGCGACGACUGAGGAGGAACCAGAGCCCAGCUGCUGGGGGCCCCACCUGAAUCGGGCUGUGACCCAGAGUCCACAACCUGCUCCAGGGCAUAGCUCUCGAGAGUCUGUGCAGGACUGCGGAAAGAGGCUCAAGGCCAAUCUGAAAGGCACCCAGCAGGCUAGGACAACCACGGGCCGCAUACCCUGGCUUCCACGUAGACCCUCAUCCAAGAUGCCCACCUCAAAACCCUCAGGCACAGAAGCUGACCCCACCUCUCCAGAAGUCAGUGAUGUGUCCCCCUUGUCCCCUGGGCCCCAGCCAAGGCCAGGCCGGCUCCAGAAGUUGCAGACAUCCCUGAGCCUGCGACUGGGCUCACUAGACCCUGACUGGUUACAGCGAUGUCAUGAAGGGGUCUCAGAUUUUCUGGGGGCUCCUGAAGCCUGCAGACCUGGCCUGGGCUUAGAGGAAACACAACCUCUGACCUCAGGUGAGUCGGCUGGCCUUGGCCUUGGCACUGGCUCUGAGAUACUUUCACAGGGCCCAGAAGUUCCAAUCCUGCAGUCAACUACUGUUGGUACAGGGAGCCUCCAGCCCAGCAACAGUCAAGGCAAGAAGCAGAGAUGGAGACAGGGGUCCCAGGGGAGCUCUGCACAGGCCCAGUGGCACAGUAGCAAGGCCAGAUCCCCAACUGGGUCUGUAACACUUGAGGAAGACCCUCCAGAGGAACCUGUGCAGGCAGAGCCACCUCAGCCCUGCAGCCUCCCUUCAGUCUCCAGGUACCAUGGCUUUGGCCCCUCGAGUCAAGCCAAGGCAGGGAAAGCUGAGGACGUCUCCCCUAGGCUGACCAGUCACCACAAGGGUAAUUACGUACGGCUCAACAUGAAGCAGAAACGCUACAUGCGGGGCCGAGCUCUUGGUGGCAGGCUCCUCCGCAAGCAGGCAUGGAAGCAGAAGUGGCAGAAGAAAAGGGAAUGUUUUGGGGGUGGAGGGCCCAGAGCCUCAGUCAAGGAGUCUUGUUUCCCAUGUGAGCAGUUUGGUCACUGGGCAUCCCAGUGUCCCCAGCCAGCAAGUGAGGAAGACACAGAGCCUGCUGAGCCUGAGCUGCUGGUGCCUGCAUCACAACGUGUGCCUGAGGUGCCCCACUUGGCUCCCACAGUGCUGCCACUCUACCCACCAGGGCCCUUGGGGCAGGUGGCAGAGGCACCAGCGGAGGUGUUCCAGGCCUUGGAGCAGCUGGGGUAUCAAGCCUUCCGCCCUGGGCAGGAGCGUGCAGUCAUGCGAAUUCUGUCUGGCAUCUCCACACUGCUGGUGCUGCCCACAGGCGCCGGCAAGUCCCUGUGCUACCAGCUCCCAGCGCUGCUGUAUGCCCGGCGCAGCCCUUGCAUCACACUGGUCAUCUCUCCCCUCCUGUCACUCAUGGAGGACCAGGUGUCUGGCUUGCCCUCAUGUCUCAAGGUGGCCUGCAUCCACUCAGGCAUGACCAGGAAGCAGCGGGACUCUGUCGUACAGAAGGUGCAGACUGCCCAGGUACAUGUGCUGAUGCUGUCGCCUGAAGCGCUGGUGGGGACAGGGGUGUGGAGCCCUGCCAACCUCCCCCAGGCUGCCCAGCUGCCUCCAGUUGCCUUUGCCUGCAUAGAUGAGGUCCACUGCCUCUCUCAGUGGUCCCACAAUUUCCGGCCCUGCUACCUGCGUGUCUGCAAAAUGCUUAGGGAACGCAUGGGCGUACGCUGCUUCCUGGGUCUCACAGCUACAGCCACUCGUAGCACUGUCCGUGUUAUAGCCCAGCACCUUGGUGUAGCAGAGGAAGUUGGCAUGCGUGGGCCAGCUCCCAUUCCCGCCAACCUACACCUCUCUGUUUCCAUGGACAGGGACACAGACCAAGCUCUGGUGACGCUGCUGCAAGGUGACCGUUUUCGUACCCUAGAUUCUGUCAUUGUUUAUUGCAACCGGCGUGUAGACACCGAGAGGGUUGCUGCACUUCUCCGAACCUGCCUGUGUGCAACCCAGGGCCAAGAGCCUGGAGGUCAUGCCCCCAAAACCAUAGCCGAAGCCUACCAUGCAGGCAUGUGCAGCCGGGAGAGACAGCGGGUGCAGCUGGCCUUCAUGCAAGGCCAGUUACGGGUGGUGGUGGCCACGGUGGCCUUCGGGAUGGGACUGAACCGAUCAGAUGUGCGGGCCGUGCUGCACCUGGGACUGCCUCCGAGCUUCGAGAGCUACGUGCAGGCUGUGGGCCGGGCUGGGCGUGAUGGGCAGCCUGCCCACUGCCACCUCUUCCUGCAGCCCCAGGGCGAGGACCUGCGGGAGCUGCGCAGACACAUCCAUGCCUGUGGCACUGACUUCCUCACUGUGAAGAAGCUGGUGCAGCGUGUGUUUCCACCCUGUACCUGUUCCCUGCCAGCCCUAGAGGAGGAGGGGGCUGUGGGCAGGGAGAGACCUGUGGCCAAGUCCUCCCCACAAGAAGCCAAGCAGCACAACAGCCACCAAGCAGCCUCAGUACCCAGAAGGGCCUGCCUGGGCCACGAACUUGCACUUCCAGUGCAACCAACAGUGCAGGCCUUGGACAUGCCAGAGGAGGCUAUCGAGACUCUGCUAUGCUACUUGGAGCUGCACCCUCGGCACUGGCUGGAGCUACUAGCAACCACCUGUGCCCGUUGCCAUCUGCACUGCCCUGGGGGCCUUGCCCAGCUUCAGACCCUGGCCCAGAGGUGUCCCCCUUUGGCUGUGUACUUGACCCGGAAACCACCUGAGGAUAUACAGCAGGGCAGCAGCUCCGUGGAGUUUGACAUGGUCAAGCUGGGGGACUCCAUGGGCUGGGAGCUGGCCUCUGUGAGGAAGGCUCUCUGCUGGCUGCAGUGGAACCAAGAGCCCAGAACAGGUGUGUCUCGGGUGCCAGGGGUACUUGUGGAGUUUGGCGAGCUGGCCUUCCACCUUCGCAGCCCCGGGGACCUAACCGCUAAGGAGAGGGACCAGAUCUGCGACUUUUUGUAUGGCCGCAUACAGACUCGGGAGCGCCAGGCCCUAGCCCACCUAUGCAGAACCUUCCAGACCUUUCACAGUGUGGCCUUUCCUAGCUGUGGGCCCUGCCUGGAGCAGCCCAACGAGGAGCGCAGCACCAGGCUUAAGGCCCUGAUCAGCGACUACUUUGAGGAAGAGGAAGCCCAGGAGCCAAGGGGCCUGGAAGAUGAACAGGCCCCAGAGCCAGGGCAGGCCAGGCUCCAGGAUUGGGAAGACCAGAUCCGCCGCGACAUCCGCCAACUCCUGUCCCUGCGGCCAGAGGAGAAGUUCUCAGGCAGGGCCGUGGCCCGCAUCUUCCACGGCAUUGGAAGCCCCUGCUACCCAGCCCAGGUAUUUGGGCAGGACCGGCGCUUCUGGAGAAAGUACCUGCACCUGAGCUUCCAUGCCCUGAUGCACCUGGCCACAGAGGAGCUCUUGCUGAGGGGCCACUGACUGCCCUGCAUGGGCAGACACUGGCCUCAUAGGAGACACAAGAUGGGUGGGCAGAGGGUGUUAGAGACAAAGAUGGGGUCAUCAAUGACCAGGGCAGGAACUAAUGGCCCUGGGCAAAACCUGUCGGCAGGGGUGUGGAAACAAGGAAGUUCCAAAAUGCAGAAUAAAAAGUGUUCAAGUUG
Carlito syrichta (Philippine tarsier) is the source of this 3809-nucleotide messenger RNA. It is a transcript of the gene RECQL4, whose product is annotated as RecQ like helicase 4. Lineage: Eukaryota; Metazoa; Chordata; Mammalia; Primates; Tarsiidae. Gene Ontology annotation, molecular function: 3'-5' DNA helicase activity; nucleic acid binding; four-way junction helicase activity. The coding region runs from base 1 to 3627 and encodes 1208 amino acids. Gene Ontology annotation, cellular component: nucleus; cytoplasm; chromosome. The record is from RefSeq and is a predicted model, not a curated record. The transcript has 21 exons. Gene Ontology annotation, biological process: telomere maintenance; double-strand break repair via homologous recombination; DNA replication.